This is a messenger RNA of Petromyzon marinus (sea lamprey), 4843 nucleotides long. RefSeq names its product SPARC-related modular calcium-binding protein 1-like. The record is from RefSeq and is a predicted model, not a curated record. NCBI's taxonomy places the organism in Eukaryota, Metazoa, Chordata, Hyperoartia, Petromyzontiformes, Petromyzontidae. Gene Ontology annotation, biological process: extracellular matrix organization. Gene Ontology annotation, molecular function: extracellular matrix binding; heparin binding; calcium ion binding. Gene Ontology annotation, cellular component: basement membrane.
CGCGAAGGGGCACUCCGUUCCAAUAUAGAAGCGCUCUGGCGGCGUUCUUACCGCGCCCUUCUGCGACGCGUCCGAGCCGUGCAGAAGAACCCAGCUCGCUACCGACAUCAAUUAAAUAAAUAAAUCUGCCGCGACUUCCAGGCCAGUCACCCCCCCCCCCCCACAAUCAUUAAAAAAAAAUUACUCCCACCCCGCCAGCUACCUACCCGACUUAACUCGAGCGCAGGCGAAUGUUUUAAUUAAGCCAUUCAUUGCGAAGCCGUCCGUCUCGUCGAACGCGCGUGCGGCCAAAGUGAGAGCUCGCGGGUCUCGGUAGGAGGAGCGCAUAUUGACCGUGGCACUCACGCGCGCGCGAGUCCGCACCGAACGAGCGGCCACCUAAAUCCGGGGCGUUGGGCUCGACGACUUCGCUUGCUGCGCCACGGCACCCCCCCCCCCACCACCUGCGAUCUCCCCCGGGUCGGGUUUAAAGCUCCGCGGCGAUGGUCAAAUGGGCGUCUCUGGCCGUGCUUCAGUACGCGAUGCUGUGCGCCCUGCUGCCGCAGUGUCCAGCGCAGAAAGCGGGGCUCAGGUUCCUGAUCGGGGACGGCGAGCGGGAGGCCGAGUGCCGCCUCGAGUGCACGGCGCAGGCGUUGGCUCGCCGCGCCCUCUGCGGCUCCGACGGACGCACCUACGACAGCCGCUGCGACUUCCAGCGCGCCAAGUGCCGCGAGGGGACACUCGAGGUGGCGCACCGGGGCCGGUGCAAAGAAGUUUCACGAUGCCAGGUGGAGCGGACGCACAACCAGCAGCAGGCGCGCAAGCCGCAGGAGGGCGUCUUCGUGCCCGAGUGCAACGAGGACGGCACCUACGCACAGGUGCAGUGCCACAGUUUCACGGGCUACUGCUGGUGCGUUACGCCGGACGGCAGGCCCGUGGGUGGCUCGUCGGUCAAGAACAAGCUGCCCAAGUGCACAGGCCCAAGCGGGGAGAAGCCGCCGCGGUCCGACCGAAAUCCCAGCCGAAAAGUCUCCUUUCAAUUCUUCCUGUUUCUGAACGCAGACGACGGCUCCAAACCCACGCCCACGCAGGAGCCACAUUUCGGCGAUGACGACGACAUAAUAAACGCUCCCACCUUGUGGAGCAAGCAGCUGUCGAGUGCACGCGACGGACGGUCCAACGGAUCCUCUUCCAGGCAUCCCGACAAGUCGCGCUCGUGCGAGGAGGAGCGGCAGUCGGUGCUGGAGGAGGACAGGCAGCACCCGCGUGAGGGUGCGUUCGUGCCUGAGUGCGCCGGUGGUGGGGGGCUCUACCAGCCCGUGCAGUGCUACCAGACGACGGGAUACUGUUGGUGCGUGCUCGUCGACACGGGGCGGCCCAUCCCGGGAUCCUCCACCAGCAGGUAUCAAACCCCAAAGUGCGAGCCCAACGCGAGGUCAAGAGGUGCCGUGCAAGAGGAUCCUUACGACAAGAGGGACCUCGCAGGGUGUCCCGGUGGGAAGAAAGCGCAGUUCAUCACGUCCUUGCUGGACGCGCUCAUCACCGACAUGGUCAAAGCCGUCAAGACGGCGGAAUCCUCCCCGGGGAUGAAGAUGGAGGAGCCCGACCCGAGCCAGACGCUGGAGGAGCGCGCGGUCCGCUGGUUCUUCACGCAGCUCGAUCGCAGCGGGCGCGGCGCCGUGGGCCGCAAGGAGAUGAGGCCCCUACGCCGCUUCCUCAAGAGAAGGCCCAAGCCGCAGCGGUGCGGCCGCAAGUUCAUGGAGUAUUGCGACCUCAACGGCAACAAGGCGCUGUCGCUGCCCGAGCUCAAGGGAUGCCUGGGGGUCGGCCGAGAGCAGAAAGGUGCUGGCGGCAAUCAAGCGCAGCGUAAAAGCAGGCCAUCAGGAGUGAGGCAAAAUCAGAGGAAGAGAGAUUAGCCGGGUCGACUACCAUGCAGGCCGAGGGCUGACGUCGCGGGAGGCUGUGAAAAAACAAGAAAAGGGAGGAAAAAAAGUCGGAAGGAUUUUUUUUUUGACAUUCGGAGCGUUGUAAGUGCACUUUCGAGCAAGCGAGAGCGGUGAUUAUUAACACGCAUUAACCACCAGCGCCUAGAGACCACCAUUGUCCAGCUUCCUAACAACAGACGAUAAGUAAAUUAUAUUUUAUUAAUCCGCAUAAACGAGCGUCGGUAAUUUGUAACUCAGCGUGGCAGUGGUGGUCCUCGAGGGCUGAGGGUUUGUCGACUGAACGGAGGAAGGGGGAGCGUGAACGUCGCUCCCCCGGUACGACGAGCUGCCGUUUUGUUGUUGUUGUCGUUCCUUAAAAAAAAAAACAGGGUCUCAACAUCGAUCCGUAAAACUGACGAAAAGCGUCUCGGUUUUGUUUACGCGACGUUUUCCCGCCCGCGACGCGCGCGUCGAGAAUGGGCGACGCAGAGCGGGACACGAAGCCCGGGACCGCCACGUGGCCACGUGGCCACGCGACAAUCUUGUGCCGCCCGUGUGACUCGCGUUGUCGCCAACGGGUUCCCCGGCGUGCUUCGCUCUGCCGCCUCUUGGGACGGUCACUUUUUCGACGGCCACGUGUUCAAGCUCUUUGGAGCUGGUGGUUUGGGCAAGGUUGGGGGCACUGGGGUGGUCGCGUGACGUGCACGCACGACAUGAUGGGCGUCCGUGCCUUCAUGCCGUUCGUGAGCAGCAUACCUUUGUGCAAGAGUUUUCUUAUUGUGGAUUAAAAAAAAAAUAUUUUGCGGAAAGUGUUGGAUACAAUUGCCGUCUCUCUCUCUCUCUCCCUCCCUUUCACUCUUGAUCUUGCGGUUUCAAAACCGUAAUCACCAAGUGUUUUUUUUCUGCACCUGGCUGCAGGAUUGCAUUUCUAUGGAACGCAUCUGGUGGUUGUGUUACCCCGUGUGCGCAUACGGUUCUGCGUACGAGAAUUAAAUGUUGUCAGCGGGGCAGUGGCAGCGUCACAGUUAGCGAGACGCGCCACGAAUCCUGGCGACUCUGGCCACGGUUCACAUGUUCGGCGAUUCUAUGAACCAGUCCCUCUGCUCAAAUCGGCUUCAAAUGCAUACCGAUCGCGGUCUGUAAACACUUGGGGAUCAAUAUGCGUGGUGCUGGCCACACCACCACCACCACCCGCUGGGGUGUGCCGUCCCGGCCUUCGUAAGCGCUCGCUCACAGGGCAUGCUCCCAACAGCCUGUUAAAGAUUAUCGGUGGACAUUUGUCUUCUUUGUGUGCAAACAAGAGAAAUUUCAGUUGGGUUAAGAGAGAGAGAGACGGAUAAUUUUGAAACUCCCAAGUGGCAACCCCAAUCACCGCUGUUGUAUCCCCUGUGCCAAGUUCUGCCGAUGACGAUGCUUUGUGCGCGGAAUGCGUCCACGAGUGGAAGAUUGGCCUCUGCGUUCCACACACAGAGUGUAUUUGCGACUCCAGUUACAGAAGAGACUGGAAAAAAGACAAAAAAGAAGAGAAUAGCUUGUCGUUAAACUGCUAAAUAAUUAGAUUUGUUUGCAGUUAUUUGUUUAUAUUGCCGUGAUCUAGAAACUAGAUUAGUUUUUUUUAUUAGCCAGGGACUUGCUACAGGUUCUAGAUGACCGUAGGGAACAGGACAAGUAUUUGUACAUUCUGCAGUGUUUCGCUAACUUAAUUCCUCCGCGGAGCACGGCACUUUGGGGGGAGUACAAGCCCCAUCUAAAAAGAAACCCAACAGGAACUCGUACACACUCCGCAUAAGAAGCAACGUCAGGACUCGUGAACAAGAUACCGAUAGCAUUCACGUCAAAAGUAAGCGUUGCCUGUAGGGAUUUUUCUUUCGUUGUAUGUUUUCAUUCGUUUUUGUCACGCAAAUUUCAGUGGUGGAUCCCGACGGCUUGGGGGAAGGAGGCGUCCAGGGGGUUAUUAACCCUUUCCCAUUCCGUCAUCGGAACGGAGUGGGAAGAAAAAAAAAGCUCUAAUUAAAUAACUUUAUUGGUGCCGAGGCUCCCACAAGGCCGUGUGCGGGAGGGCGUGUGGCACACUUUGGCGCCGGCUAUCAAAGUGUAUGGUCGUGUCCGCUCCGGUUCUCUGCGGCGAGGACGUCGUCUUUAAAAACAACGGCGCGAUGCUUCUCUAAAUAAAAUUAUCGCCGAGCCACUCACGCGUUCCGAGAUUGGGCGGCGAACGGGACACCCGCAUCCUGCAACAUUCAGCCGUCUCCGUACGGGAGAGGGAUACACCAGGCUAGGGACCCACUUUUGAACCCUGUAAAAAAAGGUGGCUGUGAAAUUGGCCAGCGAAGCCAUCGCCAACAGAAGGGCUAUUUUCUGACCCGUCUCUCCCUGCCCACAAACUUGCUUUUACCCCGCACCUGAGACUCGUGAAGGCGUGAAAAAUUAUCACCAAAAAUAAAAAAGGGGCUUGGAAGUUUACUCGAAUAGUUGAAUAUCCUCGCGUUGGUCUAUUGCAAUUCUGCACGUCCCCUGUGAGACGUAGAUCUGUGUAGCAGCAUUACAAACAAUUAUCUCGGCACUUAAAAACAAAUCAUGCAGCUGGCAGAGGUUUCUUUAUAAAUCAAAACGUGGAACGCACCAGACUUCACUUUGUUUUCAACGUUAGCUACCGCAACCCACGAUCGUGCAUCGGUGUUGAGCUUACGUGCACAUGAAAAACGUGGACGACGACACGAUCCCAAUUCAACAUUGCAGCGCAUCAUGGCCACGGAUAUGGCUCCAUCCGGAGGGAGCUACCAACCCCGUUCUGGGGCUUGGAGGUUUUGCUUUCUGCUUUGCACGGUUGUUGGCAGCUGCCGAGCAUCGAUUCAUUCAAUCAAACAACCGGUGGUGUAAUUCUUCAGUCUGGUCGAUUAACACACUUGCCCUCUCGGAAAUAAACACAAUCAACCCUG